AUGUUUUCAAGAACUCUAUUGAGAAGCGUGCGCGUGAACAGAAGCUUGUUGUCCCGUCAGGGUUCAAGCGCUGUGAGAGCUAUGCCAAAGCUAGCUCAAUUCCAGGCCAUAAGAAAGUACUCCGACCACUAUGAGAACGAAACCUUCGAGGAAUUUACAUCCAGAUAUGAAAAAGAAUUCGAGCAGGCGUACGACUUAUUCGAGGUGCAGAGAGUUUUGAACAACUGCUUCUCGUAUGACUUGGUGCCAGCUCCAGCUGUGGUGGAGAAGGCCCUGAGAGCGGCGAGAAGAGUCAACGACUUGCCUACCGCCAUCCGUGUUUUCGAGGCGCUCAAAUACAAGGUCGAGAACGAGGACCAGUACAAGGCUUACCUGGAGGAGCUGAAGGACGUCAGAGAGGAGCUCGGUGUCCCGUUGAAGGAGGAGCUUUUCACUGAAGAGGAGGCUCAUUAA
Molecule: messenger RNA, 453 nt
Organism: Lachancea thermotolerans CBS 6340
Lineage: Eukaryota; Fungi; Ascomycota; Saccharomycetes; Saccharomycetales; Saccharomycetaceae
Gene: COX6
Product: cytochrome c oxidase subunit VI
Exons: 1
Coding region: 1-453 (150 amino acids)
Biological process (GO): mitochondrial electron transport, cytochrome c to oxygen
Cellular component (GO): mitochondrial inner membrane
Source: RefSeq, a predicted model, not a curated record